UUUGGCAGGUGAUUCGGGGGGCGCAGAGUGGAGUUGAUUUCUACAUUCUCAACCCAGCUCAUCACUUCCUAGUGUUGGACAAGAGGCAAGCCAGUGGCAAACACAGAAUCCAGAUGGAGCGGGUCGGAGAUCACAUGAUGUGUUUUGAUAAUUUCUUCGGCUUCACAGAGGAGAAAGUGGUCAGCUUUCACCUGCUGCUGCGCUACAGGAUACAGGAGAGCGCCGCCAACAGGCCAGACAACAGAACUGCAGGGCGGUCCCUCACUUCCAUGGAGAGCUCGCUGGCCCUGCUGAGGGAGCGUCUCCUGCGCUGUGGGCUGUACCAGCGGGUUUUGCGCUACGGGAUGGUUCUGGAUCAUGAGGAGCAGUCCCUCAAUGCCUGGCGGGUUCAAUUUUGGUCUGCUUUUAUCCUGCUGCUGGUCCCCUGUGUCUCUGCUUUGCAGGUGUACGCAGUCAAGGCUCAGUUCAGGGGUCCUACCAUCUACACAGGCUUCCGAGUACGCAACUAGCCGUCCAGUGGAGCCCCCAAUACAGACUGCUGCUCUUCACUGCCUUAAACAGGGCUGGUAACAGCUCAGAAUGUCAAACAACAGCCAAGUGAUUUCAAAUUUUAAACGUUUAGUAAAUGGCAGAAAAACAAGCAACAAGCAGGCCAGUUAUAGGUGCUAGCCUUACCCUUAUAAAAGUUUACAUAAGAAAAGCAUAGCAGAGUGCAAUAGAGCAUGGUAAAAACCUGGUAAAGAAUAGGUAAGCAUUGUAAAGAAUAGUGAGAUAUGUAGGAAUAGCAUAUUAAUACGCAUGGCUAACUAUGGUAAAUGCAUAGUAUAACCACGGGGAAACAGCAAAAAUAACAUGAACUUUUAUAAGGGUAGUCUACAGAGUAGGCCAAUUUAUUUCAUUUUCAUGAUUUCAUGUCUUUUCCACAUUUAAUUCAAUGCUGUUGUGUUGUAUUAAUUCUUAAAAAGCGAUGGAGGGCUUCUUGUGUUGGCUCAUCUGAUUGGUUUGCAACCAAUACGUUUAAACGACAAUCGGAAACCCCAUUUAUACCCUCUGAAUCUGCAUAGUAUUUCUGUUUUAAAAAAUCUUUAUGAUGUGUUUCAAACAAAAUGUUUCUACUCAUGGAUAUUUGGCACUUUUAAUAAAAGUCACAUCGGUAUGUUUUAUAUUUUAUAUUUGAGGCACAAUUACUGAGCAAAGUGGAAAUUGCAUAUUGUUUUAUAUUAUAUACAGUGUGUUACACAUGUGUUCAGCCUGCUUUGAAGUAGCGGCUGCUUGUUGACACACAUCUGUAGAGAUGUAGGGAACUGGGAGAGUGGUUCUGAAUUCUCAACACACCAUUAUAAGUUUUAUUAGCUAACCCACAUCAUAAACCUGGCUAAUCUGCUGUCUAACCAUUUACUGUGUGCAAAGAUGGAAAUAAGGCUCCCAUUGCAUAGCAGUUUGAUCCAUUCCUGGUUUUACUGUGUUUAAUAAGACACACCUGAGCUUGUUACCUAUACACUGUGGCUAAUCAAGCUUGUAUUAAAACCUGGAAUGGGUACUAUUGCUUUGCAUCCCUAGUGUGUGUGUAAAUUGGAAUAAAUUGAUUUGCUCCAGUGCCAAGUUUUCCAUUUUGUGAAAUACAGCAGAAUAAAAAAAACUGUACAAUUUUUAUUUAUGUGCUGUAUUGGUAACAAAAGGCUUUGUUAAUCUAGUUCAACAAGUGUGUGUGUGAUCAUUUUAAUAGUGCUGCCGGGGAUCAA
Molecule: messenger RNA, 1742 nt
Organism: Acipenser ruthenus (sterlet)
Lineage: Eukaryota; Metazoa; Chordata; Actinopteri; Acipenseriformes; Acipenseridae
Product: transmembrane emp24 domain-containing protein 5-like
Exons: 3
Coding region: 114-509 (131 amino acids)
Source: RefSeq, a predicted model, not a curated record